AGAUUGCCGCCGUUUUUUCCCCGCCAAGCUGCGGGAUUCAGCCUGUGGCCAUUGGCCUUUCGUGACGACGCCAUGGCCAUGAAAGUCACUGCAGAACUGAUGAGUGGCGAGGUGAUCGCCUUAGACGUGCCGUCAGAGAUGAAAAUCAAAGAGCUGAAGGAGGAACUGGAGGCUUUCAAUCCAUUAGAGGACGACGUCGCCAGGCUUUUCAGCACUGCGAGUAUCAUCGUUGGUGGGGAACAGCUGACUGAUCCCGAGACGACAGUCUCAGAGACUCUUCCUCUGGAUGGUGCCCAUGUGCAGGUUGUGUUCGUCUCCAUACCGGCCAUUGUGUGUUCCAGCCUGCGGCAAUCUGUUUGCAGUGUGAAGGAGUUGCAUGUCAUAUGCAUUCCUCCUACAGGAACAUUGAUUUGGCCACACGCCUUUCAGGGAUGCCAUUCCUUGUUGCGGCUUUUGAUCCCGGACACCAUGGCUCAAAUCGGGGACUUUGCCUUCGAAGGCUGCAGCUCUUUGCAGAAGCUCUGCAUUUUGGGAUCUUCUAUGAUUAGGAUCGGGAAUCAUGCCUUUGGCGGCUGCAGCUCUGUGACGAGGUUGGCCUUGCCUGACUCCGUGACACAGAUUGGGGGGGGCGCCUUUUUCCGCUGCAGCUCUCUGACAACUUUGACCAUCCCAGAGUCUGUGACAUGCAUAAAGGAUAGCACCUUUGGCGGCUGCAGCUCUUUGAGGAGUUUGACAAUUCCUGCCAGUGUGACGUCUAUUGGAAACCAUGCCUUUGCUGGUUGUAGCUCUUUGUCCAGUUUGGACAUACCAAACGGUGUGGCUGAGAUUGGGUACAACGCCUUUUUCGGCUGCAGCUCUCUGACAAGUUUGACCGUCCCAGAGUCUGUGACAUGCAUAAAGGAUGGCACCUUUGGCGAAUGCAGCGCUUUGAGGAGUUUGACAAUUCCUGCCAGUGUGACGUCCAUUGGAAACCAUGCCUUUGCUGGUUGCAGCUCUUUGAUCAGGUUGGACAUACCAAACGGUGUGGCUGAGAUUGGGUACAACGCCUUUUUCGGCUGCAGCUCUCUGACAACUUUGACCAUCCCAGAGUCUGUGACAUGCAUAAAGGCCGGCUGCAUCUCUUUGACCAGGUUGGACGUCCCCAACGCAGUGACAGAAAUCGGAGUGAAUGCGUUUCAUGGUUGCAGUUCUUUGACAAGUUUGACCAUCCCUGAGACAGUGAGGGAAAUCGGGUCAAAUGACAAGAAGAGACGUCCCACUCGAAGAGGAAGAGGUGGAAGACGCAGCCGUGCUGUGAAUGAGGUGGAAGACGCAGCCGUACUGUGAAUGUGUUGGAAAAUGAUGGAACCGAAAACCUUAGAGGUGGAUGGUUUUUACCUCAACAUGCAUGACCUGGGCAGAGCACACGGUGAAG
This is a messenger RNA of Cladocopium goreaui, 1414 nucleotides long. The record is from the annotation of a GenBank genome assembly. NCBI's taxonomy places the organism in Eukaryota, Dinophyceae, Suessiales, Symbiodiniaceae.